Messenger RNA from Acomys russatus (golden spiny mouse), 2268 nucleotides. It is a transcript of the gene Gabrb3, whose product is annotated as gamma-aminobutyric acid type A receptor subunit beta3. Gene Ontology annotation, biological process: nervous system process; regulation of membrane potential; monoatomic ion transmembrane transport. The coding region runs from base 75 to 1496 and encodes 473 amino acids. NCBI's taxonomy places the organism in Eukaryota, Metazoa, Chordata, Mammalia, Rodentia, Muridae. Gene Ontology annotation, molecular function: neurotransmitter receptor activity; extracellular ligand-gated monoatomic ion channel activity; GABA-A receptor activity. Gene Ontology annotation, cellular component: neuron projection; GABA-A receptor complex; synapse. The transcript has 9 exons. The record is from RefSeq and is a predicted model, not a curated record.
GCAGCAGCAGCCCCGGCUGCGGGUCGCGACGGCGGCGGGGCGCCCCCUCCCCCGUGCCGGGGCGCGGCGAAGGGAUGUGGGGCUUUGCGGGAGGAAGGCUUUUCGGCAUCUUCUCGGCCCCGGUGCUGGUGGCGGUGGUUUGUUGCGCCCAAAGCGUAAACGACCCCGGAAACAUGUCCUUUGUGAAGGAGACGGUCGACAAGCUGUUGAAAGGCUACGACAUUCGCCUGAGACCCGACUUCGGGGGUCCCCCAGUCUGCGUGGGGAUGAACAUCGACAUCGCCAGCAUCGACAUGGUUUCUGAAGUCAACAUGGAUUAUACAUUAACUAUGUAUUUUCAACAAUAUUGGAGAGAUAAAAGGCUCGCCUAUUCUGGGAUCCCUCUCAACCUCACGCUUGACAAUCGAGUGGCUGACCAGCUCUGGGUGCCCGACACAUAUUUCUUAAAUGACAAAAAGUCAUUUGUGCACGGAGUGACAGUGAAAAACCGCAUGAUCCGCCUACACCCUGAUGGGACAGUGCUGUACGGGCUCAGGAUCACGACAACAGCGGCAUGCAUGAUGGAUCUCAGAAGAUACCCACUGGAUGAGCAAAACUGCACCCUGGAAAUCGAAAGCUAUGGCUACACCACGGAUGACAUCGAAUUUUACUGGCGAGGCGGGGACAAGGCUGUCACAGGUGUGGAAAGGAUUGAGCUCCCACAGUUCUCCAUUGUGGAACACCGUCUGGUCUCCAGGAAUGUUGUCUUCGCCACAGGUGCCUAUCCUCGACUCUCAUUGAGUUUUCGGUUGAAGAGAAACAUUGGUUACUUCAUUCUUCAGACGUAUAUGCCCUCAAUACUGAUCACAAUCCUCUCGUGGGUGUCCUUCUGGAUCAAUUAUGAUGCAUCUGCUGCCCGAGUUGCUCUGGGGAUCACCACCGUGCUUACCAUGACAACCAUCAACACUCACCUUCGGGAGACUCUACCCAAAAUCCCCUACGUCAAAGCCAUUGACAUGUACCUGAUGGGCUGCUUUGUCUUUGUAUUCCUGGCCCUUCUGGAAUAUGCCUUUGUCAACUACAUCUUCUUUGGAAGAGGGCCCCAAAGGCAGAAGAAACUUGCAGAGAAGACAGCCAAGGCCAAGAAUGAUCGUUCCAAGAACGAAAGCAACCGGGUGGAUGCUCACGGGAAUAUCCUAUUAGGAUCGCUGGAGGUUCACAAUGAAAUGAAUGAGGUUGCAGGCGGCGUUGGAGACACCAGGAAUUCAGCAAUAUCCUUUGACAGCUCAGGAAUCCAGUAUAGGAAACAGAGCAUGCCCAGGGAAGGGCAUGGGCGGUACAUGGGAGACAGAAGCAUCCCGCACAAGAAGACGCACCUUCGGAGGAGGUCUUCACAGCUCAAAAUCAAAAUCCCUGAUCUAACCGAUGUGAAUGCCAUAGACAGAUGGUCCCGGAUCGUGUUUCCAUUCACGUUUUCUCUUUUCAACUUAGUUUACUGGCUGUACUAUGUUAACUGAGUGACUGUACUUGAUUUUUCAGAGACUUCAUUUAACACUGAGUGAAAUAUUACCCUGCCUGUCAAGUUUUUAUACCAGUACACACACACACACACACACACACACACACACACACACACACACACACACACAAACUGUAUAUAUAUGUGAACUUUCUCAGCAUAUAUAUAAAACACAUGUGUAUAUGAGGAUGCAUGUGUAUAUGUUUAUAUACACAGGUGUGCGUAUCUGUGUAUGUGAAACAAAUACGCAUACAUGCCAUACAUUUUGCAACUAUGGACAAUUUAACACAGGAUGCAUAUUAAAGAAAGUCAUAGCUUUUUUUUUUUUUUUUUUUUAAUUGAAAGGGACAAGUAUCUAAAUAUUAUGCCUCAAGAAUGAGGGCGUGAAACACAGUCAUCCCAAAGUGUGUCUUUUAUUAUCAUAAGUUAGAUAUUUUUGCUUACAAAUCAGAAAGGAAUUCUUAGUUCAGUUCACCUUUGGGAACUCCCACAGCCGUAGUUGUACACCUCAUGUCAUGUCUUUCAGUUUGCAGCCAAGGCUCGCUGGCUUCUCUGGGAUGGGCUUGUUUCAUCAGGUAUGCUUUUCUGUAGUGGGUUAGCACGUGAGGUGAGUCGCUGGCAGUGCACUUACCUGACUCUUACUGGUAGGUAGCUCCCAUGCUCAUGUCUGAAUGUUCAUCUUAAACACUCACUGGGAGUAAAUGGUGUCCCGCUGUAAGUACUCCACUGUCCCAUACAUGUGGGGAGUUUCUGUUAACAUUAAGUGGGUC